This is a messenger RNA of Ostertagia ostertagi, 549 nucleotides long. The record is from the annotation of a GenBank genome assembly. NCBI's taxonomy places the organism in Eukaryota, Metazoa, Nematoda, Chromadorea, Rhabditida, Trichostrongylidae.
AAUUGCGCAAGGUGCAGAUUAUGGGUCCGCAGCCAAUGGCUCCUGUCAAGAAGAAAGGUUGAAUUCAAGCUACCACGUGGGGGACCUCGACGGCAAGGACUGCGCCCGCCAGGACCUCCUUGUGGUAUUCCUCCGGAUCUGAGCGAUAGCGAAGGCGAGGGCGAAAACGAGCACGAUCCUUAUCACGUACCUCUCCCUGCUGACGACGAUUUAGCGCCUGUGAUAAUUCCUGACUUCGAUGGUCCAAACAAGUUUCCUAAAUUCCCGCCAAUUAUGCCUCUUCGACAGCCCCCUGGACCUCCACCAGGUCCGGUGCCACCGAGGUUCAAUCCUAUGGGUAUUCCUAUGCCUCCAUUGCCCGCUCCAGCACCUGCACCUGCUACACAAAACGAUGGAGGAGGCGCUGUGAUCUCUUCUGCGCCUGUCAUUCGACGCGAUCGUGAGCAUCCGCCUGUGAUUGGCCCUCAGGCACCCACCGUUGUUUCUGCUGCUCCGCAACUCAGAAAUCUAAGAAAGGAAACAGUGAAGCUCAGUACUCGGUUGUACUGA